CUCUUUCUGUCUGUCUGUCCAGCUCACUUCAAUGAGUCUCGCGACCACAGGCGAGAGAGAGAGAGCAGCGCGCGCUCGUUUGGCUUUACCCUCAAUAAACUCUCUUAACUUAAAUGCGUCACAACAUUUAAGCUUCAUAUAACUACAGAAAUCAUGGGUUGCAAAAAAUCCAAGCUGGACGACGGCCAGAACGGAGGCAUGCUUGGCGUAAAGCGAAGAGAGUCUCCACGUACUGAAAAAACGGUAUAUGUGAGAGAUCCAACCUCCCCUAAACCACACACUAUAAAUAACUCUCCUCCUCCUGGACUAUUGCCUGGUCAGAUGUUCCAAAAAAUGGAAGAGCAAAGUGAGCCAGGCAAAAUAGUCAUCGCUCUGUACCCAUAUGAAGCCAUACACACCGAUGACUUGGGAUUUAAAAAGGGAGAAAAGCUGAGGGUCCUUGAAGAACAUGGAGAAUGGUGGAAGGCCAAGUCUCUGAGCACCAGAAAAGAAGGGUUCAUCCCCUCCAAUUACGUGGCCCAGGCUGACACCAUGGAGACGGAGGAAUGGUUCUUCAAGGAAAUCACGAGGAAAGACGCAGAGAGACAGCUGUUAGCACCUGCUAACAAACCCGGUGCUUACCUCAUCCGAGAGAGUGAAACUUCGAAAGGAAGUUAUUCAUUGUCCAUCAGGGAUGCGGGUCCACAAGGUUCAGAUGUUGUGAAACAUUAUAAAAUCCGCAGCCUGGAUAACGGCGGUUACUACAUUUCCCCCAAAAUCACAUUCCCCGAUAUAAUCAAAAUGAUACAUCAUUAUCACAAGCAAGCCGAUGGACUGUGCCGCAAGCUAGAAAGGCCGUGUGAGAAGCCUAAAGCUCAGAAGCCUUGGGACAAGGACGCCUGGGAGAUUUCCAAGGAGUCCAUCAAGAUGGUGAAGAAGCUGGGGGCGGGGCAGUUUGGAGAGGUGUGGAUGGCCUAUUACAACAACACCACUAAAGUGGCAGUGAAGACGCUCAAGCCUGGCACCAUGUCUGUGGAGGCGUUCCUGGAGGAAGCCAACCUGAUGAAGACCCUCCAGCACGAGCGACUGGUGCGGCUCUAUGCUGUGGUCACCAAAAUCGAGCCCAUCUACAUUAUCACAGAGUUCAUGGCCAAUGGCAGCUUGCUGGACUUCUUAAAAAGUGACGCUGGUUCCAAACUCCAGCUCCCCAAGCUGAUAGACUUCUCAGCUCAGAUAGCAGAGGGCAUGGCCUACAUUGAGAAGAAGAAUUACAUCCACAGAGACCUGAGGGCGGCCAACGUGCUGGUGUCUGAAAGCCUGCUGUGUAAAAUCGCUGAUUUUGGCCUGGCCAGAGUCAUUGAGGACGACCAAUACACAGCCAGAGAAGGAGCCAAGUUCCCCAUCAAAUGGACCGCUCCAGAAGCCAUCAACUACGGCUCGUUCACCAUCAAGUCCGAUAUGUGGUCGUUUGGGAUCCUCCUGUAUGAAAUUAUAACCUACGGAAAGAUCCCUUAUCCAGGAAUGAGUAACGGUGAGGUGAUGACGUCUGUGCAGCGUGGGUACCGGAUGCCCCGUCCUGAAAGCUGCCCCACUGAACUCUACGACAUUAUGAACACCUGCUGGAAAAAUAAGCCGGAUGACCGACCCACCUUCGACUACAUCCAGAGCGUACUGGAUGAUUUCUACACCGCCACUGAGGGGCAGUACCAGCAGCAGCCAUGAGGACCCGCAAUAGCCCUUUAAUGGUGCUAAUGAGAACAGUAAAGAAAAUACAUGCGAGGUCAUGUAAACUGUAAAUAGGACUAAUAUUCUGCCUCCGUCAGCUUGCUUAUGUUUAAGCAAGAUCAAACUGAUUCUUCAAAUUGAAGUUUUAUCUGCCUGCCUGUAAAACGAAGCUCUAGUGUAUGUUAUUAUUUUUUUAAUGUAUUUUCUCUGUUUGAAUUUUAGUGACUACAGUUUUAAACCAUUAAAGAGAACGACCAGUCAGUUCAUGUUGUAAUGGUUUAGAAAUUUAUUGAAUAUGAUUGACGUUUCACUGAUACAUUUUCCAAUCAAAUAUUAUUUUGCCGGCUGUGUGUAAUAAUCUGGAAUUAAAGGAGCAGUAUGUGAGAACUGGAAUUUCUGACUUCUGGGCUCCGUCUACAUUCAGCAAGUGGAAUUCAGGCUUUUCAGGGACACGCUUUACACAUGCAUUUCUGGACAAGCUGAGAGAUACAGGAGCAUCACUAUAAGUUAAAAAGAAGCAUGUUCACUGAGGUGGUUCAGUAAUAUGACCGAUUCGACUGUACACAAAUAAAACUCACUGACUUACAGUAGGUAGUGUUACACAGUUCUCACGAACACAAACAUGUCUUAUCCGCUUCACCAGAGUUACACAAUGAAGUUAGCAGCGUGACCCUGGAGUAGUGAUGAUGUAGACGCUAUUCUCCACAAAUAUUUAGUGAAGCGUCAAUAUGAUUUUAAAACUAAUAUUUUAUGGUAAAAAUGAUACUGUAUAUUGCUUUGAGAAACACAUCCAUUGUCUUGUCUCCAAUGGUACUAAAUUAAAAUGAAUUAAAAAGCACUCACUUUAACUCAAAACUCUGUAAUGAAUGAAGGCCCUGUGCUGUAAUUGUAGCUUUUCUCUGUACAUCUUUAAAUGAUUUAAAUGAUUGUUGAUAAUGUUUGUCUUUUGCACAUAAAUUAUUAUAUUUCUGAAUGGUAUCCUUUAUUUUGAUUUACAUUUUCUGUACAUGUGUAAAUUUCUUACGAUGAAUUAAUUAAACAGUGAACCAGAA
Messenger RNA from Astyanax mexicanus (Mexican tetra), 2756 nucleotides. It is a transcript of the gene lyn, whose product is annotated as LYN proto-oncogene, Src family tyrosine kinase. The transcript is spliced from 13 exons. The coding region runs from base 154 to 1701 and encodes 515 amino acids. Gene Ontology annotation, biological process: protein phosphorylation; innate immune response; cell differentiation. Gene Ontology annotation, cellular component: extrinsic component of cytoplasmic side of plasma membrane. Gene Ontology annotation, molecular function: ATP binding; signaling receptor binding; non-membrane spanning protein tyrosine kinase activity. The record is from RefSeq and is a predicted model, not a curated record. NCBI's taxonomy places the organism in Eukaryota, Metazoa, Chordata, Actinopteri, Characiformes, Acestrorhamphidae.